Molecule: messenger RNA, 5929 nt
Organism: Leucoraja erinaceus (little skate)
Lineage: Eukaryota; Metazoa; Chordata; Chondrichthyes; Rajiformes; Rajidae
Gene: adgrd2
Product: adhesion G protein-coupled receptor D2
Exons: 25
Coding region: 584-3868 (1094 amino acids)
Biological process (GO): adenylate cyclase-activating G protein-coupled receptor signaling pathway; cell surface receptor signaling pathway
Cellular component (GO): membrane
Molecular function (GO): G protein-coupled receptor activity
Source: RefSeq, a predicted model, not a curated record
GAAGUGUCUGUUCCUCUGCUGUACUGUUCCUCUACUUUCACUCUGAAAAAGCAGGCGAUUUUGUCAUCCUGAAAAACAUUUGGAAACACAGUGAGUUAUUUUUAGUCCAUUCGAUGAGUGGUACUGUUUCGUUCUCUAAAGAAAACGUGCAAAUCGCACAAGCGAAUGAUAAAAAGGAGGAGGUCUGAGUGUUGUAAAUAGUUCGGCCUCUGCUUGUUCCCAGAGGUGUUGUUUCCAAAUGCUUCCCCUCCCUCAGAAUGAAGUAACGUCAACCGAGGCAACUUCUGCCAAGUUUUAAACUGGGCUUGCGAGCAGCAGGGGUCUCCCAGACCUCGGCGAGCUAUUUCUAAACAGCCUGCCGUUGUGUGCUGGUGGGAGGGAGCUGUGUCUGUCGCGCAGUGCUUUGAAACGUGUCUCAUUACCAUCAGAAAAGCCAAAGAACCUUCUGUCCAGGAGCCAGCAAUCGGGCAAAGUGCGUCGGAAAGCGUCCAUGAAGGAACAAAUCGUUUAGCUUUCAAAGAUGCUCACUGGAGCUGCUUUCGAACCUGUUGAGCAGGGGGACUCGUGCAACAGUUGAAGAGAAAUGUGUGGAUUGCGUUUAAUUACGUUUGGGAUCUGUGCCGCCCUGGCUUGGAGUUCAGAUGGAGCCCAUUCACAGGCUUAUAGUCAUUCAUUGGACAUUCAUUCAUCAUACUACACUUAUGAAUAUAUAACAACACCCUUAAAGUGGCAGCACGCAUACAAAUAUUGUGAGCUACGCUUUGGCAGCCUGCCUGGUGUCAGUGAUGUGGAAGAAAAGAGUGUUCUGUUGGAUCUGUUAGCUUUACAAGGUGUUAAUCAGCAAAUAUGGAUGAAUGGAGAAUCGAAUGUGGCAAAGAGAAGGGAUGAAACCUUGGAGGGAAACAGGCAUCUAGCAGUGUUGAAGUUCCCAAUUAAAACGGACACCAAGAAUGCCAGGAUUCUCAGCGUGCUGCCUUCUAUGUCGGCUGUUACAGCCUGCGCGCGCCUACAGUGGGAUAACCAGACAGACACCAUUGCCACGGUAUUCUCCUACGCUGUUCCGAUGUUCACGAACGCAUUUCAGCUGCGCGGCCGUAUUAACGAGACUGGAUUCAUCCAGCUGGCCCUGAUCGUAUACGGCCACCACACGGCUUAUCGGACAGCGCUGAGGAGCGACGGGCAGUGGCACCACAUUUGCGUUACGUGGCGAACAGAGAAGGGGGCUUGGUCUUUCUACGCUGACGGCCAGGAGGUGAGUUCAGGAGAGGGUUGCCACAGCUCUAAGCUUCUUGCUGGAAAUGGGACCUUCAUUAUCGGUCAAGAACAAGACGCAUUGGGAGGUGCGUUCAAACAAGACGAGGCUUUUAGCGGCAACAUCACAGAUCUGAACAUCUGGUCACAGGCGCUGGAUGGCAGUCAGAUUGCGGCAGUCAGCGGGUGUUCCCCCCCUCCUCAGCAGCAUCUCGCCUACCGAUGGAACGUGACCAGCUUGGAACUUACAUCAGUGGAAGUUGGGGAAAUUCAUCUGAAAUGUUCAGCGGCCAAUGUUUCCUCAGCAGAGUGUCGGACUUUUGAUGCUGUGUCUGGAGUUGAAAGCCGACUGGACUGUGAGCUUCCCCUCACAUUCAUCUGCCAGUUCAACAAAGAUACGUAUCUGAAGUUGAAGAAGUUUGAGUUGGAUCCACGUAGUUCAUUCAAUGCCAAAUUGAAUGAAUUUUCCAAAAAUGUCACUGUUACCGAUUACAUGUUGCUGAGCGGAGUCAAACUUGUCCCCAAUGUUUCUGAAGCAGAAGCAGUACUGAAGGCGGUGCAACAUGCCCUGAGUGUGGAGAAUGCCACUCUGCAAGCAGCUGACCUGCUAGGUGUUAUCAACAUGCUGCACAAUGUUGCAGGCAUGGAGGUGGAUGCAAGUGAACCCAGGGAAGGCCUGGAAGACAUGAGCCGAAGCUUCAUAGAUGUAGCUGCCGACAUUCUUGAUCAGAGCAACACAGAGAGCUGGAGUGAAAUCAGUGAGAUUGUUCCAGGGCCAAUGGCAGUGGUUUAUGGUGUGGACAGAAUGAUGCAAAAUAUGAACAAGGUGUUCGCUUUUGGCCAGAAGACUCUCAUCAUUCGAAAUAAAAACAUCCAACUUGAAAUCAGACCAAAGCAGCUCAACGAUUUUGCAAAUGGGUUUAAUGUUUAUAUGGGUGAUGGGAUUAACAAAUCGUCUGAUCAAAUUGGACUUUCGAAGGAAGCAGUUGAAAGGCUCCAAAGAAAAGGGAAGUAUUGUUUAACAGCCACGCUUGUGAACACCUGGUACCUCACUGUUCCCAACUUGCUGGGGAGCAGCCCACUGGACAUGGGUGGUUUGGUGAAUACAGAUUUUGAUGAAGGAUUAAUACACGUCAGUACACAGGUGGCCUCUGCACUUAUUUCAUCCACUGUGUUCCAAGGAGGUCAGGAAGUCAAUACUCCGACUCAGUACAGACUGCUCCACAGAAUAAAGGCCAUUCCUUCUCUGAUCGUUCAUCCUCUCUGCGCCUUCUGGAAUUUCAGUCGGAAGCCAGGGACUGGUGGAAGCUGGUCCACACACGGCUGCAGCAUCGUCCAGUCUGAUCGCCAGUCAACAACAUGUUUCUGCAACCACACCACCAACUUUGCUUUGCUUUUCCAGAUUUAUGAAACAAAGCAAAGUUCCUAUGAAGAAGCUGUACUAAUGAAGUUAACCCUGACUGGCUGCUCUGUGUCCCUGUGUGCAAUGGUGACCACGCUGAUAGUGUUUGCAGUGCUGGGAGUUCCAAACUCCGACCGAACUACCGUCCACAAAAACCUCAUCGGUGCACUGAUCGCAGCCGAGACUCUGUUGCUGGCGAGCGAAUCUGCAAGGACACAUCGGGUGGCGUGUUGGAUCGUUACGGCUCUUCUGCACCUGUUCUUCAUGGCUGCUUUUGGCUGGAUGUUGGUGGAAGGAAUUCUCCUCUGGAGCAAGGUCAUCGCAGUCAACAUCAGCGAAGGCAGGAGGAUGAAGUAUUACUACCUGAUCGGCUGGGGAUUCCCAGUUUUUAUUGUGGUCAUCACCGUGGCAACUACCAGCGACCGAUACAUCGCUGACAAUCAUUGCUGGCUGAACAUUAAGGGCAACGUGAUCUGGGCCUUUGUUGGGCCUGUCCUUUUCACUCUAACAUUUAAUGCGUUUGUCCUGUGUCGUGUGGUGGUGAUCACAGUCUCCAGCUUCCAACGGCGCUCGGUGAUGUUGGUUUCGGGGGCCAGCCUGCCUCACCGCGUUUACUCCCAGACGUGGGCAGCUAUCAAGCCAGUGGCGAUUCUUUUGCCAGUCUUGGGUUUGACCUGGUUUUGUGGGGUUUUGGUCCAUCUCGAUAUUACACUUGGUUACAUCUUUGUUGUACUAAAUUCCUUCCAGGGCCUCUAUAUAUUCUUGGUGUACACUCUGUACAACAGCGAGGUGAGAAAUGCCAUCAAGAGAAUGAGAGAGAAAAAGAAAGCUUUGUCAUUCAAGAACUGUACAAGUUCGCGGCCAUCAAGUUGUCUUGCUGCUCCAAGAAUGACCACCGCUCUGAAUGCUGGAAACUGUUGCAGUCCUCCAACUGAGAAGAACAUUCCCACACCAGCAAAUUCAUGCAACAAAUCUGUUAUCAGUGAAGGGAAAACCAACACAUCCAGUGAGUUGCCGGGAGCAGAGGGUCUGACGUGUUUCUCACCAGGCAUGGCACCAGAUAAACAAGAUUGUGAAGCAUCAACACUGCCGUACCACCAGAGGGAAGCACCGAGCCACUGGGUGCCUUUGUGGUCGAUAUGCGUUCAAAGACCAAACGGCAACUUGUGGAAGUUGGACUUACAAGCUUCUUUGUGUUCCUGCGAUGGAUUAUAAACCUCAGCCGAAUAAGACCUCUUGUGUUGGCGAGGGAGCUCGACUGCAGAGACUGCAGUUGCUGGGAAUCCAAAAUAAAACAGCAACUGCUGGAAACACACAACAGGUCAGGCAACAUCUGUGGAGAAAAAAACAGGGUAAAUGUUUCAGGUCAAGACCUUGGGUCAAUUCUAGAAGUGAUUCCUUCCAGUUCUUCAUCUGAAACAUUAACUCUGUUUCCUUCUCCACAGGUGUUGUCCAACCUGCUGAGUAUUUCCAGCAUUUUCUGCUUUUGUGCCAAACCCAGUAAGUAUCUUUAGUUUAGUUUAGAGAUACAGCAUGGAAAUGGGCCCCUCAGCCCACCGAGUCCACAUCGAUCAUCGAUUCACACUAGUUCUGUGUUAUCCCGCUUUCUCAUCCACUUCCUGCACACUGGGGACACUUUACAGAGGGCCAAUUGACCUUCAAACCCACAUAUCAGUGGUAUGUGGGAGGAAACUGGAGCACCCAGAGGAAUCCCACACGGUCACAGGAAGAACAUGCAAACUCCGCACAGACAGGGCCCAAGGUCAGGAUGGAACAGGGGUCUCUGUCAUUGUGAGGCAAUAGCUCUACCAGCGACACCACUUCUUUCUUCUUGCAAACGUAAAAAACCCAGAGAAACUCAGCAAGUCGUGCAGCAUCUGUGUGGAGUGGAGUGGGAUGGGGGGAGAGCAUAAGGAACUGUCGAGGCUUUGGGUGGAGUCCCUGCAUUGGGAGUGAGUUUCUCUAAUAGUUUAUUCUUUGCUCUAGAUUGCAGUAUCUGCAGCCUUUGUAUCUCCAUCUGAUUUCUUGUUUGUUGAUGCAUUGUGUAAAGUUCUGUAGUAGUGAUAUGAUUACCCUGGAACAGUUAAUAUGACAGGUUAGGGCAGCUGGGGAUAGAGUUUUGCAUUGUCAGAUAGUGGACAGAGUUACUGGGGAGGAUUCAAGACACUGCCUGUAUUAUGUGAGAUCCAGUUUCCAAGGUAUAAUUGGCCAUUAUAGCAUGCUGGUGAGAGCAAUAGUUCUUUACAUAAUACGAGUCACCUGUAAGGUAUCUGAGCUUUACUGUGCAUUGGAUCAGUGACCUACUGGGGUGAUCAGAGAAGACUUGCUGGAUGUGUGUGACACUUCAUGUGAUCAACCAGGUGCAGUUGUGGGGGUACACUGGAGGAAGGGUGUUAGUGCAGCAGAGAGGGUGCAGAGAAUAUUUACCAGGGUGGACAAUGGAGGAGAGGCUGGAUUUGUUUCAAGAGGUCGGCGGGAGAUUUGAUCAUUACGAAAAGACAAUAAAUUUUGUAGGAUUAAGAUAAUGGUAGAUGGAUUAGAGAGGAAGUGAGGGGAAUGGAUUGUGGCUCUGGAUAUCAGUGCCUGGAAGGGUGUUGGAGUCAGGAACUCCCAGAAUUUUUGGAAGAUACCCGGAUGGAUAUUUCAUGUCCUGUCACCUGCAUGGCCACAGACAUGUAACUCUAUUUAAGAAGCAGAUAAAUCGAGCUGGGAAGCAGGUCUGGGCUGAGCAGCUCGUGAGCUGAUGGAAUAUAUUUGCUUUGUUAAUUCCUAGCUUGCCAAGACUCAUUUUCUGAAAUGCUUUUUCCUGUACCGAUACAAGUUCGAGACAUUCCUGAAGUUGUUCCAGGCAUUUUGGAGGCAGGAAAAUGGGAUCUCUGCUCUGUUCAGCCUUUUUAAUACUUGUCCUUGUCUGUGUACAAUCUUUGUUUAUGUGAAGUGGGAGCCAUUGUUUUAAACAAUGAUGUCUGUUACGUACAUUUGCAAGAGUAAAAACAGUGUGGAAUGCAAGUAAAAUAUAUGAAUGUGGUAAUGAUUUAGAUUCUUUAUUAACAUAAUUUAUACAUUAAUGCAAGCACAGACAAAAAUCCAAAAUAUUCCAAAACUUUAAGUAAAGUAUCACAGAAAACAGUAACUUAGGGCAGAGAUUAAAAUACAAAAGCAGUCAAUUAAAUUUGUUGUCAUUGCAAAAUACUCCUUUUUCUUAAGAAAACACAAUUUUCCAAAAAUAUACGCAGGAAAUCCUAAUAAACACUUGAAAUAUUCAGUGAUCCUAAU